UUGAAGCAGAGCUUUGUGUGAUAUCCCGCGUGAUACCGACCGGGGUUGGUUACCAGGAAGUGACGGAUGGUCGCCGGAGCUGUUGUCAUGGUGAGGCAAAGAUGGCGAGAGGAAAACCACCUCCAGUUCUCUCUCUGGCCCCACUGGAAAUUCUCCUACUCCUCAACAGCUGGUACUUUGCAGCGUACUUUGUGGCAGAGAUCCUUUUUUUCAUAUAUAAAAGUCUGGUGUUGCCCUAUGCCUCUGCAAACCUGGCUUUGGAUCUAGUCAUGCUGUUUUUGUACCUUGGGGUUGAAAUAUUAAGGAUAUUCUUUGGUUCCAAGGGGAAUCUGUCUCAACGCAAGGUGCCUCUCACUAUUAGCCUGGUGCUUCUUGGGCCAUCUACAAUAAUGGCAAUUUACUAUCUGAUAUUGCAGACCUAUGUUCUAAGGCUGGAACUGACCAUCAAUGCAAUAUUGUUGGUUUUUUAUGUCUUUGAAUUGGUUCUGUACAUCGUGGGCUUGAUGAGUUUCUCAAGUAUAAUCGCAGCUGACUGAGUAUUUGAAGAAAGCGAACAUCCCUUGAGGUGAUCAACACUCUGUGCCAGCCAGUGCAUAUUUGUAAUGCAUAUAUAGUAUUUUUGUAAGCAGCUAUCUUAAAAAUAAUGUUUCCAACAUGUUAUACAGUUAUAUUUUUAUUAAUGUAUUGUAUUUUUGCUAAUAAUUCUGUGAAUAAUUUUGGAUCUUUUUUGGUUCUCGUCUCUCUUUCCCCUGUAGUUAUCAAAGGUAUCUUGAGCUAGUUUUAUUGGCUUCAGGAAACAUCCUCCUCUCUCUGCUGUUUCCUCCUAAUUUGGUGGGAAAGAUGCUGGAUUAUCAAAGAUAAUAGCAGUGCAUUUGGAUAGCAGUAACAGGAUUGGUGCAAGUCAGCAUGGAUUUACAAAAGGGGAAAUCAUGCUUGACAAAUCUUAUGGAAUUUUUUGAAAAUAAAACAAGGAAAAUGGACAAGGGAGAGUCAGUGGAUGUAGUGUACCUGGACUUUCAGAAAGCAUUUGAUAAGAUCCCACACAGAAGAUUAGUGGGCAAAAUUAGAGCACAUGGUAUUGGGGGUAGGGUAUUAACAGGUCACUUUCAGAAUGGCAGGCAGUGAAUAGUGGGGUGCCACAAGGCUCGGUGCUGGGACUGCAGCCAUUUACAAUAUACAUUAGCAAUUUAGAUGAAGGAAUUAAAAGUAACAUUAGCAUAUUUGCAGAUGACACAAAUAUGGUGGCAGUGUGAACUGUGAAGAGGAUACUAUGAGAAUGCAGGGUAACUUGGACAGGUUGGGUGAGUGGGCAGAUGCAUGGCACUGGCAGAUGCAGUAUAAUGCGGAUAAAUGUGAGGUUAUCCACUUUGGAUGGGAAGGCAGAUUAUCUGAAUGGUGUCAGGUUAGGAAAAGGGGAAAUACAACGAGAGCUGGGUGCCCUAGUACAUCAGUCACUGAAAGUAAGCAUACAGGUACAGCAGACAGUGAAGAAAGCUAACAGCAUGUUGGCCUUCAUAACGAGAGGAGUUGAAUAUAGGAGCAAAGAGAUCCUUCUGCAGUUGUACAGAGCCCUGGUUAGACCACACCUGGAGCAUUGUGUGCAGUUUUAGUUUCCUAAUUUGAGGAGGGACAUUCUUGCUAUUGACAGAGUGCAGCGUAUGUUCAUGAGGUUAAUUCCGGGAUGGCGGGGCUGUCAUAUGAUGAAAGAAUAGAGCGACUGGGCUUGUAUUCACUGGAAUUUAGAAGGAUGAGAGGGAAUCUGAUAGAAACACUAGACCAAGUGCAGACCUGUUGGGUCUGCUCCCCAAUGCAAUAUUCCAGCAUUCACCCAUUCCCCAAAUUCAACUCAUUCCCCUAAUGCAACGCGGGGGUGUGGGGGGGGCAGGGGUGUGGGGGAGGGGGGUCAGUGCCGGAUUCAGAUGAAGAGAGGCCCUAGGUUGUUCAACUUAUGAGGCCCCUCACAAUCCCCAACCUCCACGACUAGAAGAAGAUGGAAGAGUCCACCAGAUUGACACCGAUUUGCAGAUGAGCGUGGCCAAUGAGAUAAGGGGCUGGAAGGCUGAGCUUUUUAUUUAUUUAUCUAUUGCCAGUGCUAGUGUCGAGUUAUCGGCUUAAAACACUAUUAUUCUGAAAUGGAGUGCAAGGCAAAUUACUGAAAAGUUGUUUAGAGAUUACAGUGUGUUGUGACAGCAUAUGUAGGAAAGGCCUAAGACAGUGUCAAAAAUAUUAUACACCUUGCAGGGCUCUCACUUAACUUUUUUUGCCAGCCGGGCAACCUUGGCAGCUUUUUAGGUUGCCAAAUGACAGUUUAGGUGGUCAUUUAAGACGGCUUGCAUGACGCGUGCGAUAAUGUGCUCGGACGAAGUGCGUAGUUACCAGUCGGAAUUAUGCUCAAUGAAGCAUUCACAUAUUAUUUCUGCUUCAAAUAAAGUCACAAAUUAAACAUAUUCACCAAUCAAGACAUGAUAUAUACCACAAUGACAUGCAGCAAAAUUAUAAUACAGUAUCUCAACUCUGUUUACACGUUGCAAUGAAUGCAAUUUCUAUUAUUUCUUUCCACUUCCAAACAAAAAUGUGGUUGGAUUAUUCAACGCAUGUUAUAGGUGGCGCGACCGAUGUUGCAGUGGCCUCUGCAAUCCAUCUGUUUUAAUUUUUUGUCCUGUUGAGUGUAUAGUUUGUAGUGGUUUUUUAUUGUUUUUAACUGUGUGUUGGGGGCAGGGGGAACUUUUAAAUCUCUUCCCUGCACCGGAGACCCGACCUUUUCCCUGUCGGGUCUCCAUUGUCGUUGGGGCCUAGCACCGUGGAGCGGCCUCCAACCGGAACGAUCUGGGGGCUCCAGUCGCGGAGCCUCCGGACACACACUGGCUGGCUUCGGGGCGUGGAGAGCUGUGGUGGCGCGCUGCUGCGGCCCGACUCCGGAGCUUCGGAGGCUCCAGCCGCAGGUCCGGUGGACGGUCACAUCGUGAGCUCGCGGGUCCCUAGUGGGAGACCGCUUUUCGGAGCUCCCACAACGGCAACUUCUCCCGCCCGAGUUGCGGGGUUGAAGGCGACCCGGAGCGGGGCCUUACAUCGCCCGGCGCGGCUUAAACGGCCGCGGGACUUGCCAGCACCCGUUGGGGGCUCCAACAUCAACAUCAGUGCCUUACAUCGCGUGGCGCGGCCUUAAUGGCCGUGGGACUUGCCAUCGCCCGCUGGGGGCUUUGACAUCGGGAGAAGAAUGGAGAGCAGAGUAGAGACAAGACUUUGCCUUCCAUCACAGUGAGGAGGAGAUUCAGGAGGAUGUAUUGUAUUGUAUGAUCAACCUCGGUGAGACCAAGCGCAGGCUUGGCGAUCGCAUCGCCCAACACCUCCGCUCGGUUCGGCACUUCAAUCCCCCUCGCAUUCUGAAUCCGACCUUUCUGUCCUGGGCCUCUUCCAUGGCCAGAGUGAGGCCCACCGUAAAUUGGAGGAGCAACACCUCAUAUUUCGCUGGGGAAGUUUACACCCCAGCGGUAUGAACAUUGAUUUCUCCAAUUUCAGGUAGUCCCUGCUUUCUCCUCCCUUUCCCAGCUCUCCCUUGGCCCACUGUCUCCGCCUCUUCCUUUCUUCUUCCCGUCCCCCCCACCUCACAUCAGUCUGAAGAACGGUCUCAACCCGAAACGUCGCCUAUUUCCUUCGCUCCAUAGAUGCUGCCUCACCCGCUGAGUUUCUCCAGCAUUUUUGUCAACCCAUUCGCACAAGUUCCGUUAUCCCACUUUCCUCACCCACUCCCUACACAUUAGUGGCAAUUUUAUAGAGACAAGUUAACCUACAAAGCCAAUGCAUCUUUGGGGUGUGGGAGGAAAACCACACGCUUGCAGGGAGAAUGUGCAAAUUCGGGCGGUGAGGAGGGAGCACCGUGCUGAGGGAGGGAAGCAGUGGCCGCGGGCGCCCACCCGAGUGAGGCCGCAGGCGGGCAUGGACCCGAGUGAGGCGGUGGGCUGGUGCCGACCUGAGCGGGGCCACGGGCCGACCCGAGCAAGGUCGCAUCUUCAGUGCAACUGGGCCAGGCGGGCCAGGCAAAGGGAGGUUUCCAGAACAUUCCAGCGUGGCGGCCUCCUCCCCCCCCUUGCGAAUUUAUGAAGUUAAAACAGUUGGGGAGGUGGAGAGGGGGCAUUGUGACGUCAUUCGAAGCUGCUUGAAAAAUCUGUAUGUGGCCGUUUUGGCUUUUUUAAUGAUGAAUAACUUUUGAAAUAUAGCAUGAAAUGUGAAGGGAACCUGUUUAUUGCGUCGACUAGGUUAAUGUGAGUAAUAAUCUGUAAAAAUGUCAACAGUUGCGCGUAGUGUUUUGACGAAGGU
Molecule: messenger RNA, 4317 nt
Organism: Leucoraja erinaceus (little skate)
Lineage: Eukaryota; Metazoa; Chordata; Chondrichthyes; Rajiformes; Rajidae
Product: transmembrane protein 216-like
Exons: 6
Coding region: 102-536 (144 amino acids)
Biological process (GO): non-motile cilium assembly
Cellular component (GO): ciliary transition zone
Source: RefSeq, a predicted model, not a curated record